Messenger RNA from Cuscuta epithymum, 574 nucleotides. NCBI's taxonomy places the organism in Eukaryota, Viridiplantae, Streptophyta, Magnoliopsida, Solanales, Convolvulaceae. The record is from the annotation of a GenBank genome assembly.
GCAUAGUCUUGCCAAAAAGCUUUUCCUGCCGGAAUAGAAGCUUCUAAUGGAACAUCUCUUGCCCGAGUUGAAAUGGUGAAAAAUGUGCCGUACGAUUGCAGCACCACUCAAAGGUCGGUUGCCAAGCAUAUGCUCGAAGGCUGCAAUUCCAUACGCUCCGGUAUUAUUCUCCGCCACCACCAUCCUACUCAGACCACGGCAGUGCUUCACUCGAGCAGCCAUGACUACCAAUCCGAGCUCAAGCGCCUCCGAUUUAGACGCGGUCUUCGCUCAGAAGAAGGCUCUUCGAUCCAAACUCAAAAAAGAUUUAAAGUCCAUGGAUCCCUCCCUCAGGUCCCAAGAAGAUGAAGAAAUACAGAAUGCAAUACUUAAAGCUCCUUGGUUCAGAGAUUGUAAGAGGCUUUGUGCUUAUAUUAGCUGUAGCGCCCUUAGAGAAGUUGAUACUUCAACCAUACUGUCAGAAAUUCUUCAGACGCAAAGGAAAGAUCAAAAGAAGCUCUAUGUUCCACGUGUGGAGGAUAGUAACAGAAAUAUGCGAAUGCUGAACAUCUCAAGCACUCAAGAUUUAAUAGCA